Ceraceosorus guamensis is the source of this 3569-nucleotide messenger RNA. RefSeq lists its product as hypothetical. The transcript has a single exon. NCBI's taxonomy places the organism in Eukaryota, Fungi, Basidiomycota, Exobasidiomycetes, Ceraceosorales, Ceraceosoraceae. The coding region runs from base 39 to 3428 and encodes 1129 amino acids. The record is from RefSeq and is a predicted model, not a curated record.
CGCAGCCGCACGACAUUGUGCCAGGAACAUUCCGCAACAUGCGAGACGUGUACAAGCGCAAGUAUUCCGACUUUGGACCUGAUACUCCUUACAGCGUGGCAUCGCAACGACGAUACCUGAAGCACAUUGAAAGAUCCGAUCUCGUCGAGCUGUUCUCGCCCGACUUGCGACACGACAAUCCUGGGCCCGUUCGCAAGCUCGCCUUUGGGGAAGGCAGUCGCAAUUCUCGUUGGAGGCAGCGCAUAGAGCUGAAAGCUGGUGGUUACGAUGCCGAUGGAGUGCACCUCGCCGUGCCUUACCACGGCAAGAACCACAUACGAAAAUCCUACACGCCGCGCACAGAUGGCGAAAAUCAGCGUAGACUCAUGCAGUCGUUGCAGAGAGAAGGCGACAACAUUCGACGCUUUGGAAUCGUUCAAGGCACUGCGCGCAAGCUCUUCAAGGGUCUGAAAGCUGACAUUGCGAAAGCGAAAGGUGUGCGCGUGGCUGCCAAGUCGACCGCUCUUGAAAGUCGCACCGGUACGCAGAUCCAAGGCGGCAAGGCUCCGAAAGAGGAACCAAAUGCCAAACGCGCUCUCGCGGCAUUGCCGCACCGUGGGCCCUCCGAGCAGAGUGAGCGUCCUUCUCCGCGACAAUCCAUCUCUGAUCCGGUUUACUCUCCCACAACCUCGGUCUCGCUGUCGCCUCCAAAAUACCGGCGCGUCCCUAGUCUAUCGAUGUCGGCGUCACGCGAAACGAGCCCUGAUGCGGCGUCCGCCAGCUCGACCAAGUCGCAAUCCUCUACCAUGUCAGAUCCUCGCGAUCAUGCGCGCGAUGCGAGGUCUCACCUCAGCCUCGGCGUUCCUUCGCCCGGAUCGAGUGCGCAAAGCCUCACGAGAUCGCCUUUGGGGUUGUCGGACGCUGCGGCUUGGAGCUGGGGCCGCAAGCGCAAAGCUCCUGCUCCCCCGAGUUCCGCCGUGUGGAGUUGGGGUCGCACACAGGCGAAAUACAGGGAUGGCGAGACGCCAUCCGAUCUGCAUGCAGCCGUUGAAUCGCAAGUUCGGCGGGGAUCGCUGUUCAAGCGCGCACUGAUCGAAGAGAUUGCACAAGGUGCCUCACACGUCAGCCCAUCGACGACGACUAGCCCCGCCACCUCGACACAUGUAUCGGGGCUCACUAAUGUCAACGCUCACAGCGAUUUGCGGCACCUGGUCAACGAUCCCUCGAGACGACCCCCUGGCCCGAUCCCAUCGCGCGCCGCAAACGCCGUGCCGUGGGGUUCUGGCAAUUGGCGCACGCUGGCACGCCAAAGGAGAGUGCUGCAAGAUAGAAAACAGGAGGCGUGGAUACCGUAUCUGUGCCCUCGACCACCCUGCCACAUGAGCAGAUAUGACCCUGAACGGUCGCUUGGUCGCUUCGAGUCGGAGACGUACGUCCAAGCUUCAACUACGGCACCUCGACCGCCUGGUCCGGUGCCCACCCGAGGGCCCAACAAGCUUCCUUGGGGAGAGGGCGGUACGAGCGCCUUGUCAGCGCAACGAAAAGAGCUGCUCCAGCAGGGCAAAGCGUGCUGGAUACCGCAUCUCUGUCCUGUCCAGGCAAAAGGACGAAAAGGACUGCAAGGCGGCGCGAUGAUCAUACCCAAAAUUAGUGCGGAGCACAUUGCAGCAGCUACAGAGGGUCUGCAGCGCCCUCCAGGUCCCGUCCCGACAAGAGGCUACAUGAAAGAUCCAUGGGGCGUCGGCACACAAAGAAGCCUGACGGACCAGCGUCAGGAGCUUCGCACCAUGGGCAAGGCAGAGUGGAUCCCUUUCCUUUGUCCGGAUCGGGGCUGCAAGUACGUUGACAGGCCCGUGGAUGGACAUGGCCUUCUGCGCGGUCUCGAUCCACCUGCUGCGCCGAAAAGGCCCGAGGGACCUGAGCCAGUGAGAAAGGGAGGCAGAAACAAAUGGGGAGAAGGCGGUGAUCGUUCGCUGACGGCGCAGCGCGGAGAAUUGCGCGCAGCUGGCCACGCCGACUGGAUACCUUUCCUAGUUCCUAUCAAGGAAAGGCAGCGCGACUACAGUCACGUACGGCCUAAGCUGGCCUUUGGAGAAGGUUCUGGUCCUGCAAAGACGUACCAACGCAACACUCUUCGAGCUGCAGGAUUUGACCAGAACGACGUCUUUUUGAUCGUCCCUGGCAAUCAAAACAAAUCAUUCCCCCGGGCCAACAAGCGUUUCAAAGCCGAUGAGCCCGGUGCUUCGGAGGUGAGCCACAAGAAAUGGAGCUGGCUUGAAGCGCAGAGCAUCCAAAAGCAUGGCCUCGCUGAAGGAGCUCGGAGGAAGUUGUUCGCAUCCCAGUCCUCAAGCUUGACCAACCGACAAAAAGGUCAAGGGAAUGGAGAGGCCGGCGCUUCUGCGCCAGCUCGCCCGCUUAGCAUACCGAACACUAUUGUUGCGCAUGCUUCUGUGAAGCGACCGCGUUCAAGGCUGCAGACCGUCCCGAGAUACAAGAAAUCGCCCGACGAGGAGAACAAUGGCACGCAAGGCGCCUCGCGUAGGAACGAUGCGCCUCUUGCAGACACGUCAAAGACGCCGACGGCUUCGAACGAGGGACAGCCAGCCAAGAUCAGGUCGAUGGUAUCUGUAUAUUCCGACCUGCUCAAGUCACCAUCUGACGCGCGCGAACCCACGCAAAAGAUGCUGGAGCGUCAAAGACUUGACGGUAGAGAUGUAGAGAUGUCGUCCGAGAACGAUGAUCUGUUGCCUCGCCAAACAAGCCCUGCUUUGCGCAGUCAGAGUGCUCGCUCUCUCCCCAACACGGGAGACUCGCUAGCAGCGCGCGGACUAGCGGAGGAGCGAGCAUCCGCUCAAAUACUCGAAGAGCAGGUCCAGACCAUUUUGGCUCAGGCGCCUCGAGGUGUUCGCCCUAGCAAGCUUUCCACUCCGCGACAAAAUGUCGAAGAAGCGCCAGCUGAUCUGACCGGUGGCUCACUGCGCGGUCCAGAUCAGACGCAAUUUGCCGAGCAGGCCUUCGAUUCAGUUCAAAAUGCACAGCAGAGACUAAGCCACCCGUUUGAAAUGCUGCCGCUGACACCAGAGGAGCAGCGCCGACUGGACGAAGCUAUGGGCACCGGCGUCGUGCGCGGACGACAAUGGGGAGUCGGCGGAACGUCUACGGUAAGCAGGCAGCGCAGGUGGCUGCGUGCGCACGAUCUGGAGGACCUCAUCGUAAAGCUGUGUCCCGAUCAGAGAUGUUGGAACAAAAGACAGCCAUUGCCAUUGGGACAGGGCUCUUCGGCCACUCUGAGCAGGCAGAGGAAAAGACUUCGAAAGCAAGGCUUUGCUGCGCAGCAAGUGUUCGAAAUGGUGCCUGGCGAGGUGCGCAGAAGCCACCCGGCGCCGCAGCGGCCCGCUACUCCGUCCUCGCCGCCUGCUCGCAUGCAGGGCAUGGAUCGCCGUCGUUGAUCGUGCGACAGUGUCUCGCUGUCCAGCCCCUGAAGCAUGUAUGAUUUUGAUCCUCUUUGCCUUUUUUGAAGAGAGCAGAAAGCGCCAGCAAAGCUGCCAUGAAGCCUAGUGCAAGCGAUGUUCGUCUGCAGCGUAGCGUAG